UUACCGAGGUUCUUGAUCUAGUUGAAUACCUAGACUUUAUUAUUUUAAAAUAUUUGUAAACACGUGUGUAUGAUAAGUUACACGGAAGGUUUGCGGAAGUUUGACGAUAUAUUCAAAAUGGGUGCAUCACUACUUUCUAAACUAAUGGCUGGAAUUUGCAUUAUAGAAGUUUUCCUAACAAAUGUUGUUGCAGAUAAAAACACACAGAUGACUUGGCUUGAGGCUAGGGACUUUUGUGACAGUAUCAACUCUAGCCUGGUGGACCCCUUCAUCGAUAGCGUGUCAACAGAAGGAGCAUUCUGGACAAAUAGACACAUGGAGACACACUCCUCGUGGAUCUAUAUCGAAGGAUGCACCAAUACUUCCUCUCUGGGGAUAAACAGCGACACCGGAAGAAAGAUAUCCUCGGUAUGGGAAUGUGAUAACCUGUGUAACCACACAGAAUUAUUCGGAACACAGAACUCUACUUGUUUCUGUCUUGAAAGAGACAGGACUGAUAUCACUGAAGCGAACGCUUGUACAGUACAAUGUGAUAAUUGUACUGACGUCUUUCCAAUACAGUGUUGCGGAAGCACGGACCUUGUUACAGUGUUUGGAAAGCUUCAUAUCACAGGACACCAAUUAAACCUCGACAAUACUAACGAAUGUCUAACGUGCGAUGGUGGUGGUAUGUACCGUUCACCCUCUUGCUCAGAUUCCCGUCAUUGCCCGUGUCACAAAGAAGGCACAACGAACGACGACGUUGAUUGGAAAACUUGCUUUCAGGAAGUAUGUGAAGGCGGUAUAUAUCCCAGACGAUUAAAAGACCAAACGCAAUGUACAGGUUCUAAUUACGGACUAAUAUGGCUACCUGUACGAAGACGGCAUUUUGACGAUAAUCCUGGACUUUGCUACAGAUGUAUAAACAAUACUUUGAACUGUCAAUUUGAAAGAUGUGAUCACAUUUACAAGUCUUCCUGUAGAGAGAAUUCGACUUUAAAGGAAGCGAACUUCACCCUGAACAAUUCAUCAGAUUGCAACAGUUCCUUAAGCGUCUCUAUGAACUGGAACAGUUCUUUCAAAAGUUGUUUUCCAAACGAUACUGAAAAAAAGAAUAGGAAAGCUAGGAUUUCAAUUAACGGAACAUUUAAAAAAAUAUCAGGCUGGGUUCAAAGUUUGGGAUGCAUUAAAGAGGUGAAUCACAGUUUUCCACCCUCCAGUGUACGACAAACCAUUCCCUAUCCGUCUAUCACUCUGUGUGAGGACAUCUGUAAUACGAGUCAUCAUUUCAUUGUUAAGAAUACCACGUGCCUUUGUGUUGAAUAUCCUAAUGUAACAGAUCCAGCUGUUAACGAUUCUUGUACCCUUCCGUGUAAGGAUAUCCCGCCACUGGGACUAUAUUGCGGAGGGACAUCUGCAUUCAAUGUGUUCAAAACUUAUAGAGAAACUGAGAUAGUAAGCGCAGAUCUUUCACACAACUGUGUGUUGCUAAAUUGUGAUGACUCCCCACCCUCACUGAUUAUAGUGAGUUGCAAUGAAAACUUUUCCCACAGUGGGCUAUGCGUCAAAUUCAAUGGUGAAAGUGGAUCGCACAUUGACCAGAUAGGAACUUGGGAAUUCUCUGCAAACUAUUGUAAGGAGAGGAAUGAAGCGCUACCGUCCAGUGUAUCUCUCUGUAAUACCACCGGAUUCCGUAACCAACAACAUUGGAGUGGACUGGUACGAGUAGGGACACCAGUAUCCAUUACAGACAGAAGUCAACCUGAUCCUUCAUCAGUGCUUGAGUUCAACUGUACACGCUGUGAAAACAGAACGUGUCGUUCUAUCAGUUGCAGCAGCAACCGUUCCACUCUCUGUCAGAUAAAGAAUAUCAACAAUCAAAAAACCACAACGUUGUCAACUAUCCAUGCUACAAAUAUUAUUACUGGUCAUAACCAACAUAUGACGCCUUCAGAGAAUGACAAAAGCCAAAUCAAAGACGAGGACAGCAAUCAUCUCCAGAUUAUAGGCCCCGUCUGUGCGGUCGCAGUCAUCAUCGCCAUCAGUAUUGUAGUAUUCAUAAUGUAUAGACGUAGAAGAUUAAAAUCAAACACGGGCACCAAUGCUAUACAGCUCCGGGACCAUGUCCAAAAUGAGUAUGCAGUGGUCAAGAAAACCAAUAGGGAGGCCGCGGAAAACCCACAGAGCGAUGAAAAUGUCGACGAAAAUCAGGAAGAGUCUACGUACGUGGAUUCCAAAAUGGAUGUCUACGAUCACCUAGGCGAGAAACAUAAGCGGAAGUUUGUACAACAGUCGGACAAUAUCUAUAACUACAGCGGACCAUGUGACAAUCAAUAUGGUGACCUCGAACUUCCGGCGUCGGACGACACGUACGAUCACGCCAAGACCGCUAACACGGAUAAUUCAGAGGAAAACGAGUCUGGAUUCUUCAAUAGUCAAUACGUAUGAAAUUAAUCAAAAUAUGAGAUGAAAUUGUCAAACUUUCAUAACUUAUCAAAGUUUGCAUUAUCAUAGUUAUGUUGUUAUGUCAUGUUUAUCAACUGACCCACGGAAGUACAGUCCAAUACGUCAAAGAAACGAAUACCAGUCCUAGCCUAUUUUAACUGUUGACGCAAACCAGAAGAAAAAUGCAUCUCAAGAGAUUAAGAUAUUUCUGAAUUUUUUAGAAAUAAAAUUUGAAUCACAUCUACUUUUAUCAAAAUUAAAUGCAAAUUCAUAAAGCUAUAAAUUUAUCCAAGUGAAGUAAAUUACAAAUUUCACUAUCAUAUAUACAAUGUUGUGUUUAUAAUAAAAGCCACACAUAGGCCUAUUGUUCAUUGUGGUUUUUAUUUUAAAAAAUCAUUGCAUUACGUUUUUCAAUAUUCACUUGUAACUUCGAUUUCAAUGUGAAGUAUGAACAUUCAAAUUGACCUUCAAAUUGAAAAGUGUACUACAUUUGUAAAGUGAUGUAUUUUAGUAUUAAAUCAUUCAUAUCAUGAACUGUCAUGGUACAUAUAAACAUGAUAAAUCUUAUACAUGAAAGUAAACACGGGUCAAAUUAUGUAGGCCUACAUCAGUUUCCUGCAACACCAUGGACAAACGUCAUUUGGAUACAACCAUUCAGUGUAUAACUAGUCGUACUUUUCACGCAGAGUACAACCAACUCAUAAUAUAUCAAUCAUAGUAUAUGGAUGGAGACGUGAAUUUAGAAGUUGAAAGAAAGCUUGAACUUCCGUCUUAAACUUGCAAUCCAAUUGUAAUAUUGAAUUAAAAUGUAGAAACUCGAAAUUUUGAAUCAUUAUUGUACAGCUAGCAUAUGGGGUAGUAAAAUUUAUUUGACCUGCCAAUUAUUAUGCUCUCGCUUGCCCUAUGGACUAAUAAAAAAGUUAAUCGCAAACUGUUUACCUAUCGUGACGUCAUCACGUAAGUGAUAUAAGUUAAAACACGCAAAUAAACUGUUUAAUGUGGUAUGAUAUAUCAUGUACUCUGUAUACAUGUGCCUUCUCUAUCGUGAAUUCUAUUUCAUAAAGAGAAGUUAUACAUAUACAUUCACUAUUACUACACAUUUUAACAGCUUAAUAAUAGAAUUUCAGAUAUAUAUGGAUAUAUUUAUAAUUGAUAUUCUUAAUCCUCGAUCGAGAGAGAGAGAGAGAGGGGGGGGGGGGGGGCGCAUCUUAUUGUUUUAAACAUAUGCAAUUCAACAACUUAUAAAGAAUUAUGAUGUAUUGUAUAUUCAACCUAAACUACUGUUUAAGUAUGUAAACUUCACCACGAAGUAGUUUAUAAUGAAAAACGUUCAAUGUGUAUUGAAUGUCUUUAUUUAAUCGAUGUUACAGAGAAAAUUCGGUUACAGCUGAAACUCUCAACGUGCUUUUCUUCCCGCCCAGAGAGUCUUGCAAUGCGUUUUCUAAGUUCGUCUCUAAGCGCAGUGAGGUCCUACGAACCGUAAUUCGCCAUCGUUACUAAAUAUUCAACAACUUUCUAAUCUAAACAUGUCCUCCCGACGCUCUCUUAAACUUGAGGUUAGAAACGCCUUGGACGUUAACGGAUCGUGCGCCACCUGUAAUCAAGGGCGAGUAAUUUGAAGUUUUAUUUGCCAUUAUGCUGAAUGUUGAAAGUUUACGAUGGCGUAAUUUUAUUGAAUGUUUACAAUGACGUAAUCAUGCUGAAUGUUUACAAUGACGUAAUCAUGCUGAAUGUUUACAAUGACGUAAAUAACCUGAAUAUUUACAAUAACGUAAUACGCAAUUUCCGAGUUGCCCAAUAGUUAUUUCCCUUUGUGGAACUCUUACGCAUAAUGAGAUGCAAAACAUACUUUCGUCCACACGCGGUGGGUACAAAUGCUUAUCGCUGCCUUCAUAUAUUUAUUUCCUAAAAGAUGAUUAUGAGACAUCAUGCAAGGGACACAUAAUUUUAGUAAGUUUAUGAUCAUUUGAUGAUAAAAUAGCUCAAACAAAAACCGAUAAUCACCUUUCUUUGAUGAAAGUAUCACUCAUGCAGAAGAGGAAUAAAAAAUAAUUUCAUAUUUUAUUUAAUGGACUAAUUCAAACAAAUAUUAUUCUUGAUAUGGCCAGUUUAAUGUACAUACCAACGGCUGAUAUAAACAAAAUUUACGCCUUUGUAACUUUUAUCCUUAUUUGCUUAGCUAGCCUAUAAUACAAGUAUAUAUCUUGUACCCACCCAAGCCACUGAACGUACCUCCAUCACAGAAGAGCUGAUAUCUCGGAAAUAGCGUAUUAUGCUGAAUGUUUACAGUGAAGUGAGUACAAUGUUGUAUCCUGAAUGUCAUAAAACAAAAGUGUGUUUGAUCUCUUCUUGUAUUAAAAUUCAAGUAAGAAUUUUAUAAAAGGUGUGUCCUUGGGAGAUUAGCAAACAUGUUUGGCUGCUAGGGGGGGGUUCCGGUCUGAAGAGUGAAUUCUAUAUAUAGUUCACAUUGUUCCUGUAAUUGUGGGGAGUUUCGAAGAUUUCGUCAUCUUCUGCACGCCACCUUUCUGCUGUCUACUAUGGUUAAUACACGUACAUUAAGGGUGCACUUGAUUUGUCUACAUCGUUAUACACCCGCUGUAGGCGGCUUACACUUCAUCAGUCUUUAGCAAAAUCAGAUCCUAAGAUACGCUCACAAUCGCUACAAUCUUCUUACGCAGAGUAUACGGCACGGAUCUAAGAAGUCUGAUUUUAAUUAGAUUGACACUUCAUAAGUGUAAUUUGGUGUAGUGUAGUAUAUUCAAUAUAGACAUUCAGCAGCCGAGGAGAUCCUCAAUGGAGAAUUAACGAUUUCUUGAUAUGCAAAUAAAGUACAAAAUGGAUCAUUUCUAGAAUUUAAUAUUGUUUUCUAUAAAUCGUAUUUUAAUAUGCAUUUAUAAAUGCUUACAUACAUUCGGAAAAUACCAGG
This is a messenger RNA of Ostrea edulis (European flat oyster), 5350 nucleotides long. RefSeq lists its product as uncharacterized. The transcript is spliced from 19 exons. Bases 70 to 2427 code for a protein of 785 amino acids. The record is from RefSeq and is a predicted model, not a curated record. Lineage: Eukaryota; Metazoa; Mollusca; Bivalvia; Ostreida; Ostreidae.